Messenger RNA from Oryctolagus cuniculus (rabbit), 5427 nucleotides. It is a transcript of the gene FAM13A, whose product is annotated as family with sequence similarity 13 member A. The record is from RefSeq and is a predicted model, not a curated record. Lineage: Eukaryota; Metazoa; Chordata; Mammalia; Lagomorpha; Leporidae. Gene Ontology annotation, biological process: signal transduction.
CCAGCCAUGUGGCUUUAGCCGAGUAAGAAGCAAACCACACUUCCUAAAAUGUUAGGAUCCACUCUUCCCCGACCCACCGCGGGGCCUUUGGAUCGGGGGCUGGUUUUCAGAUCGGAGCAUUCCCAGUGAAUGGGAUUUUAGUGUGUUGCUGUCAUUUGAUUGUGUUCAUCUGGUCUUCAUCAGCUCUGGCAGGCGCUUGCAGAGAGAAUGGGGGCAGGAGCUCUGGCCAUCUGUCAAAGUAAGGCAGCAGUUCGGCUGAGAGAAGACAUGAAAAAGAUCGUGGCGGUACCAGCCAGUGCAGCGAGGGAUCCUGCCCACCAGCAGGUGUUUGGAGUGAGCCUGCUGGAGCUACGGCAGCGGGGGCUCGCCGAGCACGGCGUCCCUGCCGUGGUGUGGAGCCUGGUGGAGUACUUGACACAGCAUGGACUCACCCAGGAAGGCCUUUUCAGGGUGAACGGCAACGUGAAGGCGGUGCAGCGGCUCCGGCUGAGGUUCGAGAGCGGCGCGCCCGUGGAGCUGGGGAGAGACGGCGACGUGUGCGUGGCGGCCAGCCUGCUGAAGCUCUUCCUGCGGGAGCUGCCCGAAGGCGUGAUCACCUCGGCCGUGCAGCUGCGCCUGCUUCGGCUCUUCCAGGGUGGCAGGAGCGAGACGCAGGAGAGCAGCUUGCGAGACUUACUGAAGGAGCUGCCGGAGCCCCACUACUGCCUCCUCAAGUACCUCUGCCACUUCCUGAGGCAAGUGGCCCAACACCACGCGCAGAACCGCAUGAACGUCCACAAUCUCGCCACCGUCUUCGGGCCAAAUUGCUUUCAUGUGUCACCUGGACUUGAAGGCAUGAAAGAACAGGACCUUUGCAAUAAGAUAAUGGCUAAAAUCUUGGAAAACUAUAGCACCCUGUUUGAAGUAGAAUGUGCAGACCAUGAAGAUCAGAAAUGUGAAAACCUGACCAAGCUGCUUAUUGUAAAAGAGGCCAGUCAUAAGAAUUCCCUGCCCAUAGUUUUAACAAAAGACUUGGAAAAAGACGUGCCAAAACCAUCUCCACAGACCAAGAUCCCAAAGUCCAGGAGCGAGGGAUGCAUUCAGGGUCACAGGGUGCCACAAGCACUGCUCUCUGAUGGUGCGUCUCAGGUUGGCUUGUGGCUGAGCCGCAGAAAACCCAGCAUGGACAACGUAACCUCCACAGAGGACGCGCGGGGUGCCAAGCGGCGGUCCAGUGCUCACGUAUCCCAAGUCAGCAGCGUUUCGUCAACUGGAGAACUCUUGGAAAGAACCAUUCGAUCAGCUGUAGAACAGCAUCUUUUUGAUGUCAAUAGCUCUGGAGGUCAAAGUUCAGAGGACUCAGAAUCAGGGCCAUCAUCAGCAUCUUCCACCGCCACAUCCGCCAGACAGCGACGACGCCAAUCUAAGGAACAGGAUGAAGCGCGACGUGGUCGAGAGAAGGAGCUUAUCAACAAAGAAAAUAUUCCUUCGGGAUUCAGCAACCUCGAUGAUUGUAUUUUGAAUACUCAGGAAGUGGAGAAAUUACAUGAAAGUACCUCGGGCUCUGCCGGAGAAAGGAGCAAACCCAGACUACAGAAACCCAGUGCUAAGCUUCCCGAGCUCAAUGAAAAUCAAGAUGGUCUUGUGGAUACGGAAAGUCUCAGUUCUACACGAUCUCAUGUGAGGACAACACCCGAUGAUGUGGAACCCAUGUCUGAUGAAAGCAAAGAAAAGGAAAGGGAUGGUGGACACACCCAGCAUUUUGAGAGCCCUACCAUGAAGAUCCAGGAGCCUGCCAGCCUACCUGACACCAAACAGCAGAGGAGCCAGGACCCCGGUGAAGACCAGCAGGAGAGCUUCGGCUCCGAAGUGCCCCAGCUGGACCUGACUGCAUUGUGUGAUGACAAGAGCUGGGAAGAACCCAUCCCUACUUUAUCCUCCUGGCAGCGGGAGAGCGUGGACUCUGACGAGGCCCGCCUCUCCCCACAGGCCGGGCGCCUGAUUCGCCAGCUGCUGGAUGAAGACAGCGACCCCAUGCUGUCCCCUCGCUUCUACGCCUACGGGCAGAGCAGGCAGUACCUGGAUGACACGGAAGUGCCUCCUUCUCCCCCCAAUUCCCAUUCUUUUAUGAGGCGCCGCAGCUCCUCUCUGGGCUCCUGUGAUGACGAGCAAGAGGACCUGACACCUGCCCAGCUCACACGGAGGAUUCAGAGCCUGAAGAAGAAGAUCCGCAAGUUUGAGGACCGCUUUGAAGAGGAGCGGAAGUACAGGCCCUCCCACAGCGACAAGGCGGCCAACCCGGAGGUUCUGAAAUGGACAAACGACCUUGCCAAAUUCCGGAAACAGCUUAAAGAGUCAAAACUGAAGAUCUCUGAAGAGGCCCUGGCCCCCCGCACGCGGCAGCGAAGCAACACGCUCCCCAAGAGCUUCGGGUCCCAGCUCGAGAGAGAAGACAGCAAGAAGCCAGAGCUGGUAGAGAAAGCAGUGAAGCCGAGUGUGGAAGUCACUCUGGAAUCCAUCCAGAGGAAGCUCCAGGAGAAGCGGGCGGAGGCCGGCCGCCCUGAGGACAUCAAGGAUAUGACCAAAGAACAGAUUGCUAACGAGAAAGUGGCCCUGCAGAAAGCCCUCUUACAUUAUGAGAGCAUCCACGGGCGGCCGGUAACGAAGAGUGAACGGCAGGUCAUGAAGCCCCUGUACGACAGGUACCGGCUGGUCAAGCAGAUCCUGUCCCGGGCCAGCGCCGUGCCCAUCAUUGGGUCCCCCUCCAGCAGGCGGAGAAGCCCUUCGCUGCAGCCAAUUAUCGAGGGCGAAACUGCUUCCUUCUUCAAGGAGAUAAAGGAAGAAGAGGCGGGGUCAGAAGAGGAUCACAACACGACGCCAGACUUCACAGUCACGCUGAUGACGGACUUCAGCGCACGCUGCUUUCUGGACCAAUUUGAAGAUGAUGCCGACGGGUUCAUUUCCCCAAUGGACGAUAAAAUACCCUACAAAGGCAGCCAGGACACAGGGUUUUCAAACCUUCAUGCAGCGUCAAUACCUGAGCUCUUGGAACACCUUCAGGAAAUGAGAGAAGAGAAGAAGAGGAUUCGAAAGAAUCUCCGUGAUUUUGAAGACAGUUUCUUCCGACAGAACGGAAGAAACGUCCAGAAGGAAGACCGCACACCCAUGGCGGAAGAAUACACCGAGUACAAGCACAUCAAGGCAAAGCUGAGGCUCCUGGAGGUGCUCAUCAGCAAGAGAGACGCGGAUUCCAAGUCCAUGUAAGCUCCAGCCUGGGCACCGGGAGCUGGGCGGAUGCCGGGAGACCUCGGACCUGUUCCCCUGCACGCAGCCUCGGCGCGGGCCCUUCUGCUCUGGGCCGCUGCCACCGGUACCCGUUCUAACACCCGCCUCCAGGGAAGACGACAACGUGGGCUGACCUAGGGAUCUUGCCGUGGGAAAGCCAUGACGCCUGCACGGACGGCCCGCCCAACACCUGCCGUGAGCACUCACAACUCCCAUACGCAGACUACGUAGUGUCCUGCCCUGGCUAGCCGGGAAACACGAGACCAGUCUCUGUCCAACUGUGACAAAAACAAGCUCAGGACUUCUCCUCUGCGGAGCGGACUUGCUGUGGAGGUCCGUGUUCUCCUGGGACCCAGGCCGGCGCGGCCCUGCCUCAGAGCCCUCUUUGCUGCCUUGGCCGUCCUCGCCACCUUCCCGCAGAGCCGCGCCCUGCCCGCGCGCCUGUGCCCUGUUUUCCUUUCAGCUCUCAGGUAGCCACACCAGCCCAGGGGGCGGUGCAGUUGAGCCCGCCGAGAGGGGUUUUCUUCAGGCCUUGCACGGCUGACCCACAGCUUCCAUCCCUGACUCAGCAGAGGCUCGGGGGAGUGCUGGGAGUCUCUGCAGACCGCUCACUGCACCUGUCCCUCCCCUACUCUGACAGCAGGUGGCGCCAGUGUGCUGGGGCAGCACCAGCCAGACAGAAACUUAGCCUCUGCGUGGAGGAUCGUGGGAAAGAGGGAGCCUGUGUUCUCAGCCUCCCGAGGACCUACCUGAGGGUAAUUUUCCAAAAAAGCAAACUUGCACUAAGAUCCCCAAACUGCCACAGUCCUCAGAGCUCAGCCCAAGGCAGACCGUCAACCACACUACAAGAAGAAAAUAAGUGUGUGGCCAGUUAUGUUUCCAAGGGCCGUGUCACAAAGCUGUCUAUAUUAGACAUUUUGCAGGGACCAGGGAACCCAAGACACUAAAUCACUCAUCUCCUCAGUGUGCUUGACGUCACUCUGUGAUCUUGCCUGUCUGUCCUGAGCGAAGGGGGUUCAGGGCUGGCUGGAGUGCAGCCCAGGCGUGUGCUCGGCCAGCCGCGGCGAGGUGGUGCGUGCCUUCUGCAGAGUGCCGCAGGCGAGCGUGGGUGUGCAGGCCCUCCUGUACGUUUGGGGAGUUGCCUUCUUAAAGGGUACAGUUUUGUUCUUGUGAAAGGAAGACAGAACGUAAGCCAGUUGUCGGGUUUUAAAAAUGGAUCAUGAGCUCCUGCAUAGCCCCAUUUUCCAAUGCUGAUGUGAGGUGGCAGUUCUCUGUCUGUUGAAAAGUGUGUAAUAGGCCAUGGGGAAAAACCAAGCCUUUAGGUUUGCUCUCAACACUAAUCAGAUGGGGGCAGCGAAGUGCCGCGGUCAGUUAAGCUGCUGCUUGAGAUGCUUGUAUCCCAUGUCAGAGUGCCUGGUUCAAGUGCUGGCUACUCUGGGCUUCUGAUCUCACUUCUGCAAAUGCACCUGGCAGGCAGCUGAUAAUGACCCAGGUAUUUGGGUUCUUGCCACCCACAUGGGAGACCCAACUGCACUUUCUGGCUUUGACCUAGCCUAGCCCCAGCUGUUGCAGGCAGCUGGGGAGUGAGCCAGCAAUGGAAGCCCUGUCUCUCCCUUUUUUCACUCUGCCUUUCAAAUAAAUAAAUCAAGAAAGAAGCAUAAGCUAUAUGUUGGAAGUGCCCUGGUUUCAACCCACACACUUAAAGACGGUACAUGACCUUCAAAUGUAAAUGUAUAUGAAAAUAUAGUUUGGUAUUCUUUGUUGUUUACAUUGCAGAUCGCUAUAAUUUCAAGGAAUUCUAUUAUAAAUAAAAUGAUGCACUUUAGGAUGUCUUCUAUUUUUGAAAUCUAAACAUGAAUCAUUCACAUGACCAAAAAUUGUAUUUUUAAGAGAAAUCCAUGUCAUCCAUCCUUUUACAGUAAUUCUCUUAAAUAAGCUAGGAUAGAAAUCAUUACCAAUUAACUUUGAAAGCACAUCAGUUUUAAGAUUAUGGUUUUGAAAAAACAUGCUACACUGUUUGUUGUAAAAGCUGUAUAUAAAUGAGAAGCUACUAAGUGUUUUGAAAUCUGUUGUUGCUGCCAAAAUUAACUUACCUAAGUAUAUAUUCAGGAACCCCCAUUCAAAUUUGUAUGAUUCAAUAAAAGCGAGCACCAGUUACGGUAA